AAAAAAAUUAGAAACACUUUCUUUAACCAAUAAGCACCCUAUUAAGAAAAGGAACAACAGAGCAAGACGAAGCCACAAAUACAAGGGAAACAAGAGAAGGGAAAAAAUCAAGACAAUUGGGGAAGAAGAGACGAGAGAAUAUGCAGUCCCCAUGCCUGAAGGAAGCCACACAAGGCUGCCUUCAUGGCUGUUGUCCUAGCCCCUUCCUCAGCGUACCAGAAACCGAAGAAACGGUUUCUAAACCCAGAAGCACCUCAUCGUCCUGUCGACACAAAUUUGCGAUCACGACAACUUCAUCUUUCUUCCCAAAUACCCAAUUCACCAACCAUGAGUCUCUCCCUUCUUUGCAAGAAUCAUUCACCCACUUCACCAAAUCUUAUCCGGAGUACUUGGAGACUACACAAGUUGAUCAAAUCCGGACCCAGGAGUACUACCACCUCUCCCUCUCCAACCAUAUCUGCCUUGAUUAUAUAGGCAUCGGUCUGUUCUCACACUCACAGUUCCAAAACCAAUACUCCUUCACAACCCCAAUUGCUUCCACUUCUUCCCCACCACCUCAAUAUACAGAUUUUCCAUUCUUUGGUAUAUCCCACAAGUCCGUCAAUCUCAAGUCGCAGCUGCUUCCUGGUGGGGAGGGAUCUGAAUUGGAAUCCUCCAUUAAGAAAAAAAUCAUGGAUUUUCUUAACAUCUCUGAAAAUGAUUACAGCAUGGUUUUUACUGCAAACAGGUCGUCCGCUUUUAGGCUUGUCGCAGAGUCUUACCCGUUUCAGUCCAGUCGGAAGCUUCUAACAGUUUAUGACUACGAAAGCGAGGCUGUUGAAGCCAUGGUUAGUACAUCAGAGAAGAGAGGAGCUAGAGUCAUGUCAGCAGAGUUCACGUGGCCUAGACUAAGAAUUCACUCGGCGAAAUUGGGGAAGAUGGUUGUGAGGAAGAGGAAGAAGAAGACAAAUCGGGGACUGUUUGUGUUUCCUCUCCAGUCUAGAGUGACAGGAACCAGUUACUCUUAUCAGUGGAUGAGUAUGGCACAGGAAAACGGGUGGCAUAUCUUGCUUGAUGCCUGUGCGUUGGGGCCAAAAGACGUGGGUAGCUUCGGCCUUUCUCUAAUACGCCCAGAUUUUCUGGUUUGUUCAUUCUAUAAGGUAUUUGGGGAAAACCCAACAGGGUUUGGUUGUCUCUUUGUCAAGAAGUCGACCGUUCCACUCUUGGAAUGUUCUACAAGCACAGGUAUUGUAAGUCUCGUCCCACCGAACAAGUUAUUUUGUUUGCCUGAAGAUUCUUCUGGUACUGACACAGAACUUGAACAAGCAACCGGAAGUAGGAACCAAGAGAGAGAUAUACGUAAAUCAAGCUCUUUCUCGAGUCGUAUGUCUGUUCAAUCUAUAAAGAACAGCCGACACAAAACGGUAGAGGCCUCUCAGAUGCACGAAUCAGAAGUAAAAGCAGAACAAGAAGGACCAAAAGAUUCAGAAAAUUCCAUUCAACCAGUCCAAGAGCAGGCCACACAGAGCGAGAGUCGGAGCUCAGAGAUUGAAUGUAGGGCCAUGGAUCAUAUGAAUUCACUUGGUCUCAUGUUGAUCAGUAACAGAGCAAGGUUCCUGAUAAAUUGGCUGAUAAUUGCAAUGACAAAACUCCAGCAUCCAAAUGCAGAUGAAAUGAUUCCUUUAAUCCAAAUCUAUGGGCCAAGGAUAAAAUUUAGUAGGGGACCAGCAUUGGCGUUCAACGUGUAUGACUGGAGAGGAGAGAAGGUGGAACCUGUUCUUGUACAGAAGCUUGCCGAUCGAAGCAACAUUUCGCUCAGCUAUGGCUUUUUACACAACAUCUCGUUCCCAGACAAGUAUGAACAAGAGAGAGGGAGAGUUUCAGAGAGAAUAAAAACUGGAGAAAAGGUGAGGGUAGGAAGCAAGAGGACAAAGUCCGAUUACGUAAAUGUGGUUACAGUUGCACUUGGGUUCUUGACAAAUUUUGAGGACAUUUACAGGCUUUGGGCUUUUGUUGCUCAGUUCCUGGAUGCAGACUUUGUGGAGAAGGAGAGGUGGAGAUACACAGCGUUGAACCAGAAGACUGUGGAAGUCUAGAAAUUCGAUUUUAUUUGUUUUUCUUCCAGAUUAUCACGUCCAAAGAAUACGUGUUUCAGCCAGGUUAAGAUUGUAUUUGCAGUUGCAUAUUCAUUCACAAAAUAUUUAUUCUUCUGGUUAA
Molecule: messenger RNA, 2196 nt
Organism: Rhododendron vialii
Lineage: Eukaryota; Viridiplantae; Streptophyta; Magnoliopsida; Ericales; Ericaceae
Exons: 1
Coding region: 141-2075 (644 amino acids)
Source: RefSeq, a predicted model, not a curated record